AUGAAGAACAGUGAAGCUAGACCUGUUGGAACAGCACCAUUACCGGAAGCUAAUGAGGUUGAAAAGAAAGAACCCGACGAGUGCAAUUACGUCCAAAACAAUAAGAGAUCACACGGCAAUGGCCGUGGUGGUUACACGGGGCGUGGCCGUGACAUUACUCGAACAGCCGAGACAACUACUCGACCGGCCGGAAAUUUUGUUGUGGCUGAUUUUAUUGUUGGGUUAUAUGAUCAGAUGGAUGCUGCUGAAGUUAAAUCAGGGGAUUACCCACCAAGACUUUACCCUGAAGGGCAUUUCCCCCACGUUAGAGAAACAAUAGGACUUGAUGUGUGGGAAGAACUGGUGAACUCUCCCAUUGGAGUAGUUGCUAGGCUAGCUGAACGCGAAAGCAUGUGGUCUGGUAGGACCGUGCACUAUCUACUGUGUAGACAGCUGUGCCGCUUGCCGCUUGGGAUGGGAACAAAGUUAGAUGAACUGAAGGCAGCAUUAGCGUUCUGUCCGCUUUGGAGUUUUGAAAAGCGCAAGUGGUUGGGGCUGCUACUUCUUCAAGCCAUGGGAGUCUAUUGUUUGCAUCACAAUUCAAGGAUACCCUUUCAAAGUGCAAUAAGGGUAUUCGACGAUGAAGCCAUGAGGUCGUAUCCUUGGGGUCGGACUUCAUACGAAGUUCUAAUUGACUCUAUUAAAACGUUGGCUCUAGAUGGAGGUUCAUACACAAUAAGCGGCAUGAAGGACGCGUUAUUGAUUUGGGCUUAUGAAUCCGUCACAUGCUUCGGUGAGAGUUUUGGGAGAGUGAUCAAUAACGAAGACGUUCCGCUUUUGCGAUGGGGUGGAAAGCGUACACGUGCAAGCUUUGAUAAAUUGUUGUCUGCCGAAAUCGAAAAGCAUGACGAGGUGCGUGUGAGGAGAAUGGGGAAUGCAAAGGGGAAGGGGAAUGAGAAGAAGAGAAUGAAGGGUGGAGUUUCGUCAGAAGCUGAGCCACCCACUAAGAAGCAGAAGAAAGUUAAGACACAGAAUGAGUCUGAAGCUGAUGCAGCGGGAAAGGGUUCUAGCAAGAAGGAAGGUAGCAAAAAGUUGGAGUUGGAGAACAAAGCGACUCUAACGACCAUUGUGAGUACUCUGGAUAUUAUUUCCAGAAAAUUUGAUCAGGUUGACUCACGGUUGGAAGCUUACGAGUUAGAGCGGAACAGACCAUUGAUGGACCAAAAGACCAUUGAUGACAGGAAGUUUGUCAAUAGUCCAGCGUUAGUAGCUGCGGCUCCUGGUAAGGAGUUUGGACCGAAAAAGAAUUUGGCCAAGGAGCUUGAAAAGGAAUCAGGGGUGAAAAGGACUUUGGAUGAGGUGUUUGGUAGUGUCGAUAAAGCUACUGAUAUGCUGCCUCUUGAUUUCGCUGCUAAGGAUCCAGCCUAUGGACGCGGCUGCAGGCACAAGCGUAUUGUUAAGGGUGAGGAAGCCGAUGAGAAGAAAAAAGCAGUACAGGCAGAUGCUGCGUAUAAGAGGAAGAAAAAGGCUGAGGCUAAGAAAAAAGCUGCUGAGGAUAAGAAAAAAGAGGCUGAAGCUAAGAAAAAAGUGGUUGAGGCUAAGAAAAAAGAGGCUGGGUUAAAGAAGAAACAAGAGGCUGAGCUAAAGAAGCAAAAACAUGCUGGGUCAAAGUACAAAAAGGUGACUCCACCACGUGACGGUGUAACAAGAUGCAAGGUACAACCUGAUGUAGAGGAUAACUCAUUGGCUGAUAUAACUGACGAAGUUGUUGCAGAACAGAACGAAUUUGCGCCGGAGUCUGAUGUCGAGAAUUUUGAAGUGGUUAGAUCUGCCAUAAUUAAGGACUACCGGGAGAAAAAUGUUCGGUUAACUCCAAAAGGGUUGUCAAUGACGGCAGUUUCUUCAUCAUUAGUUUUUUCGAACGUAGGACAUGAUGGAACGACGUGCAUGAGGAAAAAUGUUACUCCUUCAUCAGCAAUAUAUGACCCUCUAGCACCUAUUGAUCCGGCGCUAUUGGAGAAACUUAUGCAACACAUCAAGGCAAUUCCACCCAAACCACCAGCAGCACCAUGUAAAAAAGAAGUACUAAUAGCUGAUCAUGAGAGUGACUUCUACAGCAUACUCAUCCAUGAGAGACCGUGGCCGGAGAAUGAGUACGGAUGGGUGUUUGAUAAUCAUGUCGUGGCGUAUAUGAACGUCCUCAUUAAAAGGUCCAUGCGAGAGCCCACUCCAUUCUGGUCGAAGCGGAUUGCCUUCGUUGACGUUUGGUGGCAAAGUUUUUUGAUUCACGAUUACGCUCAGUUCAAGAUGAAACCCACAAUGUUCAUGUUCAAAGGCAAUGGUUAUGAAGAUAUGAUAAAUGGUAGGAUUCCCGAUCAUUGUCGAACAAACUUGAAGUGGUAUGAAGAUGUGGAUCACUUGUACGGAUGUCUUCAAACCGGCGGAAAUCACUGGGUUGCGUAUCACGUGGAUCUGAAGAAGGAGAAGAUUGAUUGCUACGAUCCAAUCUUUGGAGAGGAAGAAGUUCUCAUUCAGAAGGAGGAGCAAAAGAUAGACUCCACAAAACACCCAGGUUUACGGAUGAAGAUGGCAGCAGAUAUCCUCGCUGAAGGAGGAAAUGUUGUGACAGACCAAAUGAUGGCUAAUUGA
Messenger RNA from Brassica napus (rape), 2628 nucleotides. RefSeq lists its product as uncharacterized. Gene Ontology annotation, molecular function: cysteine-type peptidase activity. Gene Ontology annotation, biological process: proteolysis. The transcript has 11 exons. The record is from RefSeq and is a predicted model, not a curated record. The coding region runs from base 1 to 2628 and encodes 875 amino acids. NCBI's taxonomy places the organism in Eukaryota, Viridiplantae, Streptophyta, Magnoliopsida, Brassicales, Brassicaceae.